AUGGCUGCUGUGGAACCGCGCGCGAUGCAGACGCCCAAAAAGCUUAGAUCACCGCUAAAAUCUUCUGUGCAUACACAGAAUUCCAUGGCGGGAACACGCACGCCCAGCACCUCCAGUCUGGCGCGAUCUACCGAGCAAGGCGUAUCGAACGAGCCGAUUCAAACCUUUCUGCGCAUCCGACCACCCCUGUCUGAGCCUGACAAUGAAUCGUGUAUCGAUGUCCUUUCAGAUACACAGGUCGUGAUGCAUGUGCCUUCAGAUACCCAAUUGUCGAAAUCCCGCUCACGCAGCACGACUGCUGCGCCCAUCAAGUACACAUUUUCUCGCGUAUUCGCGCCUUUACCGCACGGAACCCAGAAUCAUGCUCAGGCGCAGCAAGACUUUUUUACCGCCACUACGCUGCCUUUAGUUGAAGACGUACUAGCAGGGAAAAACAGUCUCGUAUUUACGUACGGGGUCACGAACUCCGGUAAGACGUACACGGUCCAGGGUCCUCAUCGUCGUGGCGAAGCUGGGAUUUUGCCUCGCGCUAUUGAUGUCAUCUUCAACAGUAUUGCAGGCCGUGAAUGUACCAAAGCUGUCCGGCCAGUAGGGCUCACCGGCGUACAUCCAGGCAUCUCCGAUCCAAGUCAAAGUUUACUCGCGAGUCGCUCUCGGACAAAGUUGAAGACAAACCAUCGCACCAUGAUGACUCCGACCUCUGCAAGAGACGCUGAAGGAGCCGUGGAUAUGGACCCGACUAGUGUCGAAGUAAACCCAGACUAUCGCUACAGCGUGUGGGUCAGCUACGUGGAAGUGUAUAAUGAGAAACUGUAUGAUUUGCUCGAGUCGCCGACCCAGUCGCUGCUAACGCGGCCUGAUCGAAGCGAUAAUGAGUCCACAACGCCAGCACCUACGCGUCGACCCCUGCUAUUGAAAAGUGAAGCGGAAAGUGGUGGUAAAUUCGUGAGUGGGCUCAAAGAAAUCAAGGUAUCAUCUAUCCUCGAAGCCCGCGAACUCAUCCGCUGCGGCAUGGAAAAUCGCUCUGUCUUUGGUACUAUGGCGAAUCGCUCAAGCUCGCGCUCGCAUAGUGUGUUUACGAUCAAAAUCCUGCGAGAACAUACUGGAGUGGAUGUGCCUUUGAACGACGUAGCAGGUCUGUCGCGCAAGUAUUCUGUGUCACGCCUGAGUAUCGUCGACUUGGCAGGCAGCGAGCGCAUCUCUAACACAGAUAUCUCGUCAGGGCCACGUCUAAAGGAAGCUGGGAGCAUCAACAAGAGCCUUAUGUGCCUCGGACAAUGUCUGGAAACCAUGCGCAAAAACCAAACUCGAGCCGGCAUCAGUCCAUCCAUCCCAGACAGACUGUCCUCCAGCUCUGGGCUUCAUGAUGCGCAGCGGAAACGCCGUCAAAGCAUCGUACCAUUUCGUCACUCCAAGCUUACGGAAUUGUUCCAAUCUUUCUUUAUGGGAGAUGGUAAAGUUCGUAUGAUUGUGAAUCUCAAUCCCACUGGCACUGGCUUCGAAGAGAACGCGAAUGUGAUGCGAUUUAGUGCCAUGGCGAAGGAAGUGGGCAUUCAUGUCACAUCAUCAGCCGCUCCAGCGUCCGAUGUAUCGUCCUCUUUCGUCCACGACACGAGCGUUGUAGAAAUGUCACAUGUCAGCGACGACGAAGAUGACGACGAAGAACAAGAUGAAUUUGUCAACAUGCUCUUGGCAGAGAACCAGCGCCUGCGCCUGCAGUGCGAACGUGCCGAAAGCGCGUGCCGGAUCGUCGAAGAGACUGUCCGCAGCGAAAUGGGACAACAUCUUGCUGCUACUCUGCAAAAAAUGCAGCGAUAUUAUGAGCAUCAACUUCAGGCGGAAAUAGAUGCCAGCGAUGCCUUUAUGGACCGCAAAAUCGACCUGUUUACCCGCCUAACACAAGCUGUCCAUGAUGAGCCUGUAUCAGCCAAUUCCAACGUCACGACAGAAGAUAACAUCAUGAUACCCCCGAACCGCAUUUUAUCCGAGUCCCGCAAUCACAUCAACUAUACAUCUGAGCCGAGUACUGAUUCAACGGCUCAGCGCACAUCUCCCAGGCCCAAACAUGCACCCACAAGAACAUCUAUAUCGGCUGAGGAAUCGCAAGAUGCUGUCUACCUAUCAGAACCAUCUAGCCCAUCAAAGCGGUACCGGAAACUUUGUCAGAAAACUGCCAUUCACACUGAUGAAAUGGACAUGAUCGCUCAGGAUCUUAAUGCAUAG
This is a messenger RNA of Malassezia restricta, 2223 nucleotides long. RefSeq names its product kinesin family member 20. Gene Ontology annotation, molecular function: microtubule binding; microtubule motor activity; ATP binding. The transcript has a single exon. Gene Ontology annotation, cellular component: kinesin complex; microtubule; nucleus. Lineage: Eukaryota; Fungi; Basidiomycota; Malasseziomycetes; Malasseziales; Malasseziaceae. Gene Ontology annotation, biological process: microtubule-based movement. The record is from RefSeq and is a predicted model, not a curated record. Bases 1 to 2223 code for a protein of 740 amino acids.